Molecule: messenger RNA, 696 nt
Organism: Drosophila navojoa
Lineage: Eukaryota; Metazoa; Arthropoda; Insecta; Diptera; Drosophilidae
Gene: Pur-alpha
Product: Purine-rich binding protein-alpha
Biological process (GO): regulation of transcription by RNA polymerase II
Cellular component (GO): nucleus
Molecular function (GO): purine-rich negative regulatory element binding; RNA polymerase II transcription regulatory region sequence-specific DNA binding; DNA-binding transcription factor activity, RNA polymerase II-specific
Source: RefSeq, a predicted model, not a curated record
CAGACCGCAAUUCGCUUGUAAGAAAUUGGUAAAUCAGUUAACGGAAAUCGAAUUUGAAAUCACCAAAACUGUAUACUCAACGCUAUACUCGAACGUAUUUCACAAUGUCUGAUCUUGGAAGCGGCGAUGACGGCAUGUCAGGAUCAAAAUAUAAUGCGAGCAAUAUGGAAGGCUCUUCAAGUAGAAAUGAUUUUGAAUCGGGAAAAGCUAGCAGUGCUGUAGAGCAGGAAUUGGCAACAAAAAUGCUUCAAAUCCAAUCGAAGCGAUUUUACUUGGAUGUUAAACAAAAUCGUCGGGGACGCUUUAUAAAGGUGGCUGAGAUAGGAGCAGAUGGCAGACGAAGUCAAAUAUAUUUAGCUCUGUCCACAGCAGCUGAGUUUCGUGAUCAUCUAUCAUCUUUUAGUGAUUAUUAUGCAUCUCUAGUUAAUCGAAACGCAGGGCCACCAAACACAGACAAUUUACCGGAGGAUGGCAAAUUGAAAUCAGAGAUGAUGAUCAAGGACAAUCGAAGAUAUUAUUUGGACUUGAAGGAAAAUGCACGAGGGAGAUUUUUAAGAGUUUCGCAAACAAUAACAAGAGGUGGACCCAGAUCUCAAAUCGCAUUGCCAGCUCAGGGCAUGAUUGAGUUUCGCGACGCGUUAACUGAUUUGCUAGAAGAAUUUGGAGCUAAUGAUACAGGGUAAAGUAUUUCUAAAC